Messenger RNA from Ricinus communis (castor bean), 2662 nucleotides. Its product is annotated as zinc finger BED domain-containing protein RICESLEEPER 2-like. Bases 216 to 2180 code for a protein of 654 amino acids. The record is from RefSeq and is a predicted model, not a curated record. NCBI's taxonomy places the organism in Eukaryota, Viridiplantae, Streptophyta, Magnoliopsida, Malpighiales, Euphorbiaceae. Gene Ontology annotation, molecular function: DNA binding; protein dimerization activity. The transcript is spliced from 3 exons.
GUUUCGCGUCAUCUAUUUUUUGCAGCCGCCUCUCUCUCUUAUUCUUACCAUUUUUUUUCUCAUUUCAUUGUUCAAUAAUUUCAAUUACCUUCCUUCUUUUUAAAUUGGCUUGGCCACUCGUGUAGAACGACGCUAUGGCUCCGCCGUUGCCACCACCGCUUUCCCAACACCGCUUAAUCAAAUAUCAGUGAGUUAUAAUAAAGGGUGUUAAUGCAAUGGAUUUAUCAGAUGCAGUAGUAGUGAAAUCGAGCAGAUUAAAAUCUGUUGUGUGGAAUGAUUUUGAUAGAGUUAAAAAGGGUGACACCUUUGUAGCCAUUUGUAGACAUUGUAAGAAAAAACUUAGUGGUUCAAGUACUAGUGGGACUUCUCAUUUAAGGAAUCAUUUAAUUAGGUGUCAAAGAAGAUCUCAUAAUGGCGGCAUUGCACAAUAUCUCUCGAAGAAAAAAGAAGGGACCCUUGCUCUUGCAAAUGUCAACAUUGAUCAAGAACAAAGAAGGGAUGAACCCCUUAUUGUUGUCAAUUAUAAAUUUGAUCAAGGGCAUGUUAAAGAUGAUGCUGUUACUAUUGCUAGUAGUAAUUUGGGCAACUUGGAUCAAAGGCGAAGUCAAUUUGAUUUAGCCCGUAUGAUCAUUUUACAUGGUUAUCCGGUUCAAAUGGUUGAUCAUGUUGGAUUUAGGGCUUUUGUUAAGAAUUUACAGCCUCUGUUUGAGCUUGCAACAGCUGAUAGAGUGGAGGCAGAUUGUAUUGAUAUUUAUUCGCAAGAGAAACAAAAGGUUUAUGAAGUAUUUGAUAAAUUACCUGGCAAGAUUAGUGUUAGUGCCAAUCUGUGGUCUGCUUCAGAUGAUGCCGAGUACUUGUGUUUGAUAGCACAUUAUAUUGACGAAGGUUGGCAAUUAAAGAAGAAGGUAUUGAAUUUUGUUUUGGUUGAUCCGACUCACACGGAAGAUAUGCAUUCAGAAGUAAUCAUGUCAUGUUUGAUGGAUUGGGAUAUAGAUCGUAAACUGUUUUCAAUGACAUUUGAUAGUCAUUCUUCCAAUGACAAUAUUGUCCAUAGAAUUAGAGACCGGCUGUCUCAGAAUAGGUUCCUCUAUUGCAAUGGUAUGUUAUUUGAUAUACGUUGUGCUGCAAAUCUUGUGAAUCUGAUGGUUCAUGAUGCAUUGGAAGCACUCUUUGAGGUGACGCAUAAGAUUCGGGAAAGCAUUAGGUAUAUUAGGAGUUCACAAGAUACUCAAAUGAAGUUCAAUGAGAUAGCUUUACAAGCUGAAGUUGAGAGUCAGAAAUGCUUAUGCCUUGACAAUCCAUGGAGAUGGGACUCAACAUAUUUUAUGCUUGAAGCUGCACUGGAGUACAGGUGGGCAUUUGCCCUUCUUCAAGAACAAGACCCUGCCUAUGCAAUGUGUCCAACCGAUUUUGAGUGGGAAAAGGCAAGGAUCAUUAUGAGCUACUUGAAACACUUUGUUGAAGUUACAAAUGUGUUUGUGAAGAACAAGCAUACAACUGCGAAUAUGUAUUUUUCGGAGAUUUGUGAUAUUCACUUGCAAUUACUUGAAUGGUGCAAGCAUCCAGAUGAUUUUAUUAGUUCUAUGGCAUUAAAGAUGAAAAAUAAGUUUGAUGAUUAUUGGGAAAAAUGUAGUUUUUCUUUAGCGGUUGCAGCUAUGUUAGAUCCUCGAUUCAAGAUAAAGUUGAUAGAGUAUUAUUAUCAACAAAUAUUUGGUACAGGUUCUGCAGAGUUAAUUGAUGAAGUUUUUGAGUAUAUAAAGGCACUCUACAAUGAACAUUCGAUUGGCUCUCCUUUAGCUUCUUCUGACCAAGGUAACAGUGGCUGCUUACUUAUUUCUGAUAGGGACUGCAAGGAUAGACUUACAGGCUUCGACAAAUUUCUCCAUGAAACUUCCCAGAGUCAAGGUACGAAGUCAGAUUUGGACAAGUAUUUGGAGGAACCUCUCUUUCCUCGUGGUGUUGAUUUCAACAUAUUAAAUUGGUGGAAGGUUCACACUCCAAGGUAUCCUAUCCUUGCAAUGAUGGCCCGAAAUAUCUUAGGAAUACCCAUGUUGAAGGUUACACCAGAGCUUGCUUUUAACAGCGGAAGGAGGGUGCUUGAUCGGGAAUGGAGUUCACUGCGACCAACUACUGUGCAAGCUCUGAUGUGUUCACAAGAUUGGAUGAGUGAAGUAGAAUAAUGAUACCUUUUAAAUGUCCUUCUAUUUGAUGGAUUAUUAGUCCUUUAUUUUGGAGAUUCAAGACACUCGCGGUCAUAUUUGUGGAGAUAUUUUCCAAUAGGUUUGAUUUAAUAUUAUCUACCCAGGAAGACAGUUCUCUGCCUAUGCAGGAUGUAUGAAGAUGAAGGUCAGCCUUACAUUCCACAGAUAAGAGCUUUAAUGAAUUUUAGUUGUAUGUUGUAGUGUAUGAGCUAUUUGAGGAGGUGAAUCAACUGGUUUGCAGGUAUUGGUGUUGCACUGCAAAAUUGCUUCUACAUUUCAGUUGCAAAUAGAAAAGUAGACCGGGAAUGUAAAAGGAAUUGAAACUCCAUCUUACAUAGAAGGGUUUCUGGUUGGAUUACUACUAUUGUUGAGUGGGGUUUGCAACUUCAAAUGGAUUCUUUUUUUUUUUUUUUUGGCUAAAAAGAAUAAAAUAAAAUCAGAUAUCAUUCUGCAAAUUUCAA